GGGUUCGAGGGAGGCAUUCCUGAAAUCCUAUUGGCCGAGAGUCCGUUAGGGUGACGUGACGCAGAUUGGAAUUCCUGAAGUUCCCAAGUUCCCAGAGACGAGAGAAGCGUCUUUUUUGGCGAAAUAAGUGUAUAUCUUUACCAGGAGUUGAGUCUAAAAGAAGCGGGGAUUGUGUCCAGAAAAAAAACCUGACGGUGUUGUCCCCACCUACUGUGCCAAGUCGAGCCAAAAGAGGGCGAUGUCGGAUAACAGCAACAGCACCGGCAGCAGUGGCUCCUCCACCAACAGCUGGACCCUCCUCUCCCCUGAGGAGGCGGCCGGCGAUAGCGUGGGCCCAGUGGAUGAUGGCACGGAAAGCCUGGGCGACGCCCCAAGCCUGUCUGAGGACAUGGCUGCAGGUGCUGCUAUGGAGUUCAAGCCAAGUGGCAUUCCAGUAGAAAGAGCCUUAUCAGAGGAAGGCCACCAGGUAUGUCAAGAGACCGCCCCAGAGUCCGGGGAGGGUCCCAUCCCUUCCAGUCCAAGCCCACCUCCGGCAGAAGUGGACACCGAGAGCCAGGCUCCUGUCAUUCACGACAUUGUGACGAGCUCGCCCAGCGACAACGAGCACAUGUCCGACGUGCCCUUUGUCUCUAGCAUCGAUUUCCUGGUGCCCCAGGACAUCUCCGCCACCGCUGUUGCUGAUGAGCUUGAGGGGACCCUGCUUGACACCCACCCAACAGAGAGGCCCAUUGCCGAUGAACCAAAGUCUGACGCCCGAGUCGAACCCGUUGAAGUCCCACAAGUAGACAUCCCCGCUGAAACCAUCACAGCUUCUGAGGCUCCCAGCUUUAUGGAAGCAGAAAGCCCUGCUGAUGAGGACCUUGUCCCGGAGACAGUUGGCCCUGUGGAGGAGGAUGUCAAGAUGCAGGAUGAGGAUGAAGAGGAGUCCCCCGCUAGCUUCGAUAUCGACUUUCCAAGUAGUCAUGGUGAUGGACUCCGGAAAAGAGCCGGCCAAUCCGACGCACCAAAAUCGGAAGAGGAGGAGGAGGAUGACGAAGAGGAUGAUGCACAGUUCAGGCUGGCGGAGAGACAGCAGGACAAGGCCUGGUGGUCGGUGAACAAGUGCAUAGCGGCUGGUCUCAUUCUGCUCUUCUUAGGCUCCCUCUUCCUGUCUGGUGACUUGGACUCCUCUGGCGAGUUGGAUGAUGAACAAAGCCAGGACUUGCCGAGCAAUCAUUCGCAGGAAAUGGUGGCACUUUUGGAUAAACUAACACAGGAAAACCAACAUAUCGCUCUGCUUGAGGCUAAACUGCAAUCUCAGAAAAAGGUGCUUGACGCGGCGGUGGCCCUGAGCAUUGAUAGCCAGGAGAAAGAAGAUCUGGAAAAGGAAAACGUGCAGCUACGGGAGGAGUUGUCGUCUUUACCCAACUUGAAGAAAGAGCUGGAAAGUCUGAGGGUUAUGGUGACUGAACUCAGCCAUCUUGCAGCUGACUCAGAAUCCAGAACCAAGCCAACACCUUCCAUCCCCGCCCCGGCUAAACCUGAGAGGGAGAUGAAGGAGGAGCUGCAGAAGCAGAAGAUUCUCCUGGAGGAAAGCAAGAAGCGGCUGCAAGGGAUGAAAAAAGACGGCGGCCACAGGAGGCCAGUGAGGGAUAACCUGGAGGAGAUCCAGAGGAAGCUCUCGGAGCAGGUAGAGCAUUGGGGCAAGAGGAGGGCGCAGAAGCCCAAAAUGAAAGGCAGGGAAAAGGAGGACAAAGAUGGAGGAAAGAGGGCUAAGGAAAGUAGGAAGGAGAAAGAGUGGAAAAUGGACAAAGAUGGGAGGAAAGAGGAGUGGAAGUCUCCAAAGCACAACUCUCAUAAGGAAUCCUGGCGGAAGAACCAGGACGAGUGGGAGACCAAGAAGCACGAGCGCCGCCAGGACAGAGAGGAGCGCAGGAAGGAGAAACCUUGGCACAAGACUUCCCAGCAACAUUCCCACAAGCCUCAUCGCACCCACGCAGGCGACUUCUGGUUGGAGCAGGCGCAGAAGCUGAAACGCAACAUCCGCCCCCGCCCGUCCUGCACCUCCGUGGAGGACUGCGCCGCCAAGGAGGGCCUCUACCCGGUGGAGCUCCCCGAGUUCGACGAGCUGCUGGACGGCUACCUGAGCAAGCUGGAGGGCACGCCGCCGCACAGCAAGGACGCCGUCCGGAGGCUGGCCUCCGACUUCUUUGCGGACGGCGUCUUCAUGCACGACCGCGUGCUGUUCGCCGACUUCGCGGAGGACGUGGCGGACAUCCUGGAGGACAUGGUGGACGUGGUGGAGGACGGCAGGCGCAGGGGCGACGACUCCCUGGAGGAGGAGAUGGAGGAGUUUGAGAGGGAGGCCCUGUGGAAGUUUGCCGCCACGUUCUGAGCCGCACAUAAGACGCAGCACCGGGGGACAUUUUGAGAGCUGUAAUUGUAGUCCACACACAUCCUUCUCAGCUUUAAUCGCUUGUUCUCAUGUUGGACCUCUUCAUGUCCUUCGCUAAUCUGCUGUGGACUUGUUUUACACCCUCUUCUUUUCUUCCUGCUGCCGCUUACUUUGACUGCAUGUCAUCAAAUCAGGACGCAUUCUUGGGGAGGCCAUCAAAAAUUUAAAAGGCGUGUGAUGUUCAGGUGGUGUGGGAAAGUAGCCUGCCAGGAGUGAGGCAGGGGUAACCGCCCUAUCCCGGUGUAUCCAAUACCCGUUUUCGCUUUACGUUGAACUGGUUUGGCCGGUUUUGGGAGGCAAGCUUUUUAUUACAUGUGUGCAAACACAAGUGCAGAUUAAAGAGAGCUGCAUUUGAUGGGUUUGACAUGUGGUAGACCCUUUGCAAACAUGUGGUCUACAACUACUACAGGAAAUAGUAGUGACUUUUCUUUUAUUAUUAUUCAAAUUAUUUCAAUAUCCUGUGAACAAAAGUAUUGGGACACAGGCAGUGUAAAGCUGGCAACACAAGUAAAUAUGUAUUUUUUUCUAUAUUUAAGUUUCAAUUUGAGAAAUUAAAAAAACUUCCCUCAAAGGUUUGAUUAAAAAAGAUACAAUUAAGAGGGUUGUCCCAAUACUUUUGUCUGUAUAGUGUUCGAUCUGGCUUUCAGUUGCGUGCAAGUAAUGUAGUUGUUGGUUUGUGGAGCAACUGCUUUUUUUUAUUGAAGUUACAAAUUGAGGUUUUGAAGUACUUUUAUUUAUUGCCCUGCCAUUUUUUUUUUUUGUGGAAAGUAUUAUGGUUGCAAAUGUGAAUGUGUUGAAUUUUAGGUUGAAAAGUCGGCCAGCAUCUGCUUAUGUGCCUUUUGUUGCUCAAAGAAAAUGUUAACGGUACUGUACUGCUGAAAAAGUAUUUGAUGGGGAUGAAUGUCACAGGUUUCAUUGUUUCAUUUUAAUUUAGACCAAAGAGAUUUUUGAAGUGUUUUAACAGAUGCUUAUUACUUGCGAGUAAUUUAGUAUUUGAGAGGUUUUGACAAUAUUGAGCUUUUUUGUGUGUUUCCUGAUAGUAAGAAGUGUUAUUUUUCUUGCACGAGUGGCUUCAGUCCCUUACCGAUUUCUGCCCAUUAAGUUCAAUAAAUUGUCACCAUAAAACAA
This is a messenger RNA of Entelurus aequoreus (snake pipefish), 3562 nucleotides long. RefSeq names its product pre-B-cell leukemia homeobox interacting protein 1a (gene pbxip1a). Lineage: Eukaryota; Metazoa; Chordata; Actinopteri; Syngnathiformes; Syngnathidae. The coding region runs from base 239 to 2374 and encodes 711 amino acids. The record is from RefSeq and is a predicted model, not a curated record. The transcript has 10 exons.